CGUCACCUGCCGGCAGGUAUUGUGGCCGUGCUGUUCUGCGGCAUCUGCCAGGCCCACUACACGUACAACAACCUCUCGGAUGAGGCGCGCGUCAGGACCAAGGACUUCUUCGAGAUGAUCAACUUCCUGGCGGAGAACUUCAUCUUCAGCUAUAUCGGAGUCUCGCUCUUCACAUUCCCCAAACAUCAGUGGGAUUUCGCCUUCAUCAGCUGCGCCUUUGUGUCGCUCUUCAUCGGGCGUCUGCUGAACGUGUACCCGCUGUCCUGGCUGCUCAACCUGAAGCGUAGGCCGGUCAUCCCGCUCAACUUCCAGCACAUGAUGUUCCUCUCCGACCAUCCUCACGCCACCUCCAUCAUCGUGGCCGUGACCGUCAUCUACGGCGGCCUCACUACCCAGCUGCUGCUCUGGCUGGGCAUAACCGGCGGCGGCUGA
Pollicipes pollicipes is the source of this 432-nucleotide messenger RNA. Its product is annotated as sodium/hydrogen exchanger 9-like. Gene Ontology annotation, biological process: sodium ion import across plasma membrane; potassium ion transmembrane transport; proton transmembrane transport. The transcript is spliced from 4 exons. Gene Ontology annotation, cellular component: recycling endosome; plasma membrane. The annotation marks the transcript as partial. The record is from RefSeq and is a predicted model, not a curated record. Lineage: Eukaryota; Metazoa; Arthropoda; Thecostraca; Pollicipedomorpha; Pollicipedidae. Gene Ontology annotation, molecular function: sodium:proton antiporter activity; potassium:proton antiporter activity.